AGGCACACCCCCGCCGUCCCGGACUGACAUGUUUCCUUACCUCCACGCUGGUGCGUCAGGUGCGGUUGGGCUGCCCGCGCAGGCGCAGUAGCGGCCUAUGAAAGGAAAGUCUCUGUGAGGAAAAUCUGAGGAGACGGGGGGCCUUUUGGUCGCCAUCGCCAUGGGAAGGAAGUCAAGUAAAGGCAAGGAGAAGAAACAGAAGCGGUUGGAAGAGAGGGCAGCCAUGGAUGCUGUCUGUGCCAAAGUGGAAGCUGCAAAUAAAUUGGGAGACCCCUUAGAAGCCUUCCCAGUUUUCAAGAAAUAUGACAGAAAUGGAUUAAAUGUCUCCAUCGAGUGUAAACGCGUAUCCAGCUUGGACCCGGCAACCCUCGACUGGGCUUUUGAACUAACCAAAACAAACAUGCAAACCUUGUAUGAGCAGAGUGAAUGGGGAUGGAAGGACCGGGAGAAACGGGAUGAGAUGACAGAUGACCGCGCUUGGUACCUGAUAGCUCUGGAAGACGGCUCCCUCCCUGUGGCUUUCUCACACUUCCGCUUUGAUGUGGAAUGUGGAGAGGAAGUCCUUUAUUGUUAUGAAGUGCAGCUGGAAAGUAAAGUGAGAAGGAAAGGCUUGGGCAAAUUUCUUAUACAGAUACUUCAGCUUGUGGCAAAUGGCACACAGAUGAAGAAAGUCAUGCUAACAGUAUUUAAACACAAUCAUGGGGCCUACCAGUUCUUCAGAGAAGCUUUACAGUUUGACAUUGAUGAUACCUCACCUAGCAUGUCCGGCUGCUGCGGGGAUGACUGCUCCUAUGAAAUCCUCAGUAGAAGAACAAAAUUUGGCGAGAGCCAACACACUCACUUGAGCAGUCACUGUGGUGGCUGCUGCCACUGAGUUUGCCAUUCAUUUUGCAAAAGAACCUAACUCUUUUUCCAGAUAAGCCUUGCCUUUUUAUUGCCACCCCCACAGUCUUCCCAUGUCUUCGCUGGGCUCCUGAGCCAUCCUAAAUCUUGGGAUGAGAAAUCUUCCUCCAUAUGGGAGGUUCUGGAAACUGAAUUCAAGCCUAACUCUGAGGCAGAAUGCUCAACCUGGUUUACCCAUGGCCUUAACCUGAAGGUAUGAAUCCAGUCAACUGUUUUUCCCCCUGCAAUAAGGAGAAUAGGUUCUUGCUUUGAGCAAAUGACAAACAGAAGUUCGUUCUACAAACUUAAUGGUUGAAGAAGAAUUAGCUUUUUUGGUGAAUGUUAUUGAAGUGGCCGUUUCAGAUAUUUCACGUUUCUUCAAUGACAUUGAAGUGUGCUCCCAUUUUUUUGGUUUUGACGGAUUGCUGAAAUGAUUCGGACUGCUCUUUAGCUGCAGCAAUAUCACUGUUUGGCAAACUGUGUGUGGAUCCCUAUUUGGAGAGUUAAGAAGACCUUGUCCCGUUUGGAUUUUACCUGUGCUUGCAUGACAACCAGCUUUUUGUAAGUGUACUUUAUAUACUUUUCUAGGCCCACAUUUUUAGUAAAGUGUUUAUCAUCCAUACGAUCCCCGCUCAUUGUUAUAUACAGGUGGAUGCUAAUUCAGAUGGAUUAUCGGUUGAAUUGGGGUAGACUUUAGCAACCCCUAAUUUUGUGUCCUUUUGGUUUCUUACAAUCUGAAUCAAUUACAGUGUUCCCUCACUUAUUGCAGGGUCACGUUCCAGGACCACCCGCGAAAAGUGAAAAUCCACGAAGUAGGGAUGCUAUAUUUGUGUUGUUUACAAUCUCACUGCUCCCUCCUCGCCUCUGAAGCACGUGCAUGCCUUGUGAGGUGAAAACAAGCCCUGCUUCAGCCUCCUUUUCUCUCCCUUCGGCUUCUCCUUCCUUCCUUAGGCUUCCCCUUAGGAAGGAAGUAGAAAGAGGGAUUUAUAAUAUUAUUUUAUGAUUUAUACUAUUAUUUUAGUGUUUAUUAAAAAACCGAAAAGCGAACCAUGAAGUGGUGAGGGAACACUGUAGUGGCAAGUUGCACAGAUGGACUAUAUUUGUUUGUAUGCACACACAACUGGGAGGAAUAACUUCCAAGCACUAGAAGUUGCUAUUCUGGUGUUUAUACUGAAGGAACAAUUCAGAGGCAAAUUGUUCAGACACUGUUAUUUGCUGUUCAGGUCCAGUGUGCUUCAAUUGGUCUUCAUUUCAGAUAACAAUCUCUCAGUGGCAUUGAUGAAUCCUGUUACAUUACAAGGCAAGAGAUUGUACCGUCGUCGUUGGGUUUUUUUACAAACUGUUUUCUAAUGCCUUUGUUUUACAACUGCACCAAAGCUUCAUCGUUGGGAUGUUGGAAAUAACUCUAGCCUAUUUUGUUGCUGUUGUUUUGCUUUUUGGUUCGUUCACAGCCUGAUUCUCUCUGAUCUGAGUAAUGUUUACCACGUGCUUCAAAAUACAAUGUGAAUUCCAUGUCAUGAAGAACGUAUUAUGCUGCCUCCGUACUUACUGUUUUUUCUAUAUUUAACUUUUUAGCCACACAAACUGGUGAAGAUAAUAUUUAGAGAGAUGAAAUUUGAGGAGGAUGCUUUAGAACAGGAGCUGAUCCUUCCGGGUUUUUUAUAGUGCCCUCCACGGAAGCAUAGCAUUGCUUUCCUAUUUCUUCAAGGUGUGUGACAAUGUGAAAUUGUACUGGCCUCCAUUUGGUCUGGGAUCCGCAUUUAUUACAGUACUCCUAUGGUCAGAUAAGCCCUUUCUCUGUUGUUGCCACGUACAGAACGGUCAUCCGAACCUCCUAGGCUGGCUAAUCUUUCUUGUCAUUUCAGUGGAGGUAACCAAACCAAAAUGUCAUCUCAAAUGUUCACGACAUUUCUAGCUUUAAAUACCUGGAGUCUCUCCGCCCCCCCCCCCCC
Anolis carolinensis (green anole) is the source of this 2834-nucleotide messenger RNA. It is a transcript of the gene naa40, whose product is annotated as N-alpha-acetyltransferase 40, NatD catalytic subunit. Gene Ontology annotation, molecular function: protein N-terminal-serine acetyltransferase activity; histone H4 acetyltransferase activity; histone H2A acetyltransferase activity. NCBI's taxonomy places the organism in Eukaryota, Metazoa, Chordata, Lepidosauria, Squamata, Anolidae. The coding region runs from base 161 to 874 and encodes 237 amino acids. The transcript has 8 exons. The record is from RefSeq and is a predicted model, not a curated record. Gene Ontology annotation, cellular component: nucleus.